UCCAGUCUGAGCCGGUCACCCUGUCGUCUCCACAAGACCCGCCGGUUCUUUUUUGUCAAUUUUUUUUCUUCCUUUCGAUUUUCUAUUGCAUGGUGGUUUUCCACCUCAAUGGCCCAUGGACCACCCCCCAGGUUCCAAUUCCAAACCAACGCCGACUCGACCGAAGUAAGCCGGGCAGGCGUCCGACAACAACUGCCAGCCAGACUCGCACCGGUCACACCCUCCCCAGUCCCAAUCCCAGUCUCGCCAGUGCGUCCAAAUUCAGGUCAGGAGGGCGGGCACAUGGAUGAAUCGACUUUGUGGCCACCGAGGUGUCCCGUUCCUAGAGGCGUUGAUGAUGAUGUACUGCACUCGGUGGGAAACGUUCCCAGAGAACUGAUGGACGACGGGUGAGCAGUGCGCCUUGAGACUGAUAAUUCCGUUGUUUAUUGAUUUAAUACUUACCUCAUUCUUAUUGGCGUCUCAAAAAUGGUCCUGCGGUGUGAGAGGAGUCGAGGUAUUUUCUUACACUUUUGUCGCUCUUUCCCUCUCUUGCUCCUGCUUCCGCACUGCACUCACCUGCUACUGGUCCCUUCCCUUUUGGUCUGGUCCAUCCCCAAGUUCCCGCCAGAGAUGACCCACUUCGCUGUCGGGCUUUCCUCCUCCUGCCUGUCACUGUCACUGACUUGACCCAAAGUACCGACCUCCCCUUCAUUGCUGAACAGUUACCUGCUUGCCCUGCUUCAAAGGUACCUCGCCCGCUGCUUGAGCCCACCCGCCGCUACGAACCGCUGUACUCCCUACCCUCCCACCCACCCAUCUCCCUCACUUCACUCACUGCACUUCGCCCUCCCGGUCUCCUCCUUUCGCCUCCAUUCACACGCACGCCGCCAUCAUUCCUCUCCACUUUACAUCCUCACCCCCAUCCCCGUCCUCUCUCUCCCCAUCUCCAUCCCAUCCAUCCCAACCCGUCCCAUCCAUUUCACUCCUCGAAAUUCUUCUUUUCCGACCCUGUUCUUCCCCUUCCUCUUCUCUUCCCAUAUCCUCUCUUCCUCUCUCUCCUUCGUCCCCCCCCAAACCACGAAUCCGCCGCAUCCCGACGAAACCCAUCGUCCUCGACUUUGCUCGAUUCUCCAAACCCAAGUCGUCGACUAUCUAGGAUUCAGGUUUCCGCCCCCCUUCCACGCGACAAUCAGCCGAUUCGAUUCGACUACCGUUGCCCCAAUCACCUCGCCCGAUCACGAUCACGAUCACGUCGAGCCAUACACCUCUGUUCACCUUGAGACAGAAACACCGUUUUACCGCUCUGAGCCCUCUGAGAAAACAUCGUCCGAAUACCACCACGGGAACACCGUCCUUUCACCUUCGCGCGUACCUGUCAAAUUUCCCUUGAUUUUUCCUUUCCCAAGAUAACAGCUGCGGCUUUUCUUUUCCACGACCUUCUUCGUCUCGAGUCGAGCGGUCCUUGGAUCUUGCCCGGACGCCUCAACGACCAUCUUCCGUUUAAGCAUCCCAUUUUUCGAGCCAGUCAUCGCAGUAUCUUUUCACACGCAGGUAUUCACACUCUUCUGGAGGUUCCUGAGCUGUCCACGACCGCCACACGCGCCGCGACUUUUCCUCUCGUCUACAUUCAUUUUUAGACUUCCGCCUCUCGUAGUCGACACGAUCACACCUUGAUGGCUAUUUGCAGUUACUAAGGGCUCGUGUCAUCAUCCCCCUCACCACCCCGACGCCUCGUCUUCUUCGGCCUUGGACAUCACCGCUAGCACGUCGCGGCUCGCUCCCUACUGCUAAGUGUUCCCUCCGAGCGCCUCGAGCAUUCUCUCCGACAAAGGUCCUCUUACGGUCUUAGUCGGACUCUUCUCAAUACCGCCAACAUGCCUGGAGGUGUCUGUGCCGUCCUCGACUACGAGGUCGACCAAAUGGCCGAGUUCGUUGCUGAGAUGGCAACCCGCGUCGUUAUGCCUCUGUCGACCACGGCUGUUACCCCCCCUUUCCGCAAGUUUGUCUCGCAGAUCCUCUCAUCUACGAGACUGCCCAAGAGCACCAUCCUCCUGGGAAUGAACUACCUCGCGAAACGUGUCAACACGCUUAAGCAGAACAACCCUUCGUACACGGUACCCGAGGGUCAGGUCUGGCGCAUGUUGACGGUCUCGCUGCUGCUCGGCAGCAAGUUCUUGGACGACAACACCUUUCAGAACCGUUCCUGGUCUGAGGUGAGCGGCAUCCCCGUCGCCGAGCUCAACGCUCUGGAACAUGAGUGGUUGGAGCAGUCUGGCUGGUGUCUGUAUGUCAACUUGGAUUACAGCGCGGACUAUAAGGCUUGGCUCACCAGUUGGGACGACUGGAAGGUCCUCAAGGACCAGGCUACAGCCAGGGCCAACCGCGAGAGGCAUGUCCCCGCCAUCGACACCAACAUCAACCGGUACGGCGGUCGAUCCGCCUACCAUACGUUUGUUCAGCAGCAGGCGGCUGAGUACGAGCGCUAUGAGGCCAUCAAGCGCAACGAGCUGGCCCAUCAGCAGGCAUACGGCAACUGGAAUUGGCAGUCUGCUCCGCUCACCCCACCGGACUCUGGUUAUGGCACUCCCGAGUAUAUCAACUCUGCUACGUCGGCCAACGCCCGGUACAACGAUUGGUUUUCCCAGGCAGCUGCCAGCGCCCAGUGGAACAAUCGUUACCAGCAGCCGACUCAUAGUUACUACGGACACCGCCACAACCAGCAGGCCUUUUCUGGACACUACAACUACUCGCAAAACAUGUGGGAGCACGGUGUCGCAGAGUGCAGUUGUGCGAACUGCGUCGGGCCCGCGGUCAAGCCGCCUGCCUACUUUGCGCACCCCGGCUUCGGUCAGCCCGUCAUGGGCUGAAUUCAUUGCGAUACCCGGCGGGACCCACCACCGCCCU
Molecule: messenger RNA, 2886 nt
Organism: Colletotrichum destructivum
Lineage: Eukaryota; Fungi; Ascomycota; Sordariomycetes; Glomerellales; Glomerellaceae
Product: Putative cyclin PHO80
Exons: 2
Coding region: 1857-2849 (330 amino acids)
Biological process (GO): regulation of cyclin-dependent protein serine/threonine kinase activity
Cellular component (GO): cyclin-dependent protein kinase holoenzyme complex; nucleus
Molecular function (GO): protein kinase binding; cyclin-dependent protein serine/threonine kinase regulator activity
Source: RefSeq, a predicted model, not a curated record